Molecule: messenger RNA, 1405 nt
Organism: Oncorhynchus keta (chum salmon)
Lineage: Eukaryota; Metazoa; Chordata; Actinopteri; Salmoniformes; Salmonidae
Exons: 3
Coding region: 1-1032 (343 amino acids)
Source: RefSeq, a predicted model, not a curated record
AUGACGGCACCAACAAACUGGCCCUCAGAUAUCACUCUGGUUAGCUGUAUUAGAGGUGAUAUCACUCUGGUUAGCUGUAUUAGAGGUGAUAUCACUCAAGUUAGCUGUAUUAGAGGGGAUAUCACUCAGGUUAGCUGUAUUAUAGGUGAUAUCACUCAGGUUAGCUGUAUUAGAGGUGAUAUCACUCAGGUCAGCUGUAUUAGAGGUGAUAUCACUCAGGUUAGCUGUAUUAGAGGUGAUAUCACUCAGGUCAGCUGUAUUAGAGGUGAUAUCACUCAGGUUAGCUGUAUUAGAGGUGAUAUCACUCAGGUUAGCUAUAUUAGAGCUGAUAUCACUCAGGUCAGCUGUAUUAGAGGUGAUAUCACUCAGGUCAGCUGUAUUAGAGGUGAUAUCACUCAGGUUAGCUGUAUUAGAGGUGAUAUCACUCAGGUCAGCUGUAUUAGAGGUGAUAUCACUCUGGUCAGCUGUAUUAGAGGUGAUAUCACUCUGGUCAGCUGUAUUAGAGGUGAUAUCACUCAGGUUAGCUGUAUUAGAGGUGAUAUCACUCAGGUUAGCUGUAUUAUAGGUGAUAUCACUCAGGUUAGCUGUAUUAUAGGUGCUAUCACUCAGGUCAGCUAUAUUAGAGCUGAUAUCACUCAGGUCAGCUGUAUUAGAGGUGAUAUCACUCAGGUUAGCUGUAUUAGAGGUGAUAUCACUCAGGUCAGCUGUAUUAGAGGUGAUAUCACUCUGGUCAGCUGUAUUAGAGGUGAUAUCACGCAGGUUAGCUGUAUUAGAGGUGAUAUCACUCUGGUCAGCUGUAUUAGAGGUGAUAUCACUCAGGUCAGCUGUAUUAGAGGUGAUAUCACUCAGGUUAGCUGUAUUAGAGGUGAUAUCACUCUGGUCAGCUGUAUUAGAGGUGAUAUCACGCAGGUUAGCUGUAUUAGAGGUGAUAUCACUCUGGUCAGCUGUAUUAGAGGUGAUAUCACUCAGGUCAGCUGUAUUAGAGGUGAUAUCACUCUGGUCAGCUGUAUUAGAGGUGCCCAUUUGCAUUAAUGCCAUCAAUACACCUCCUGUAAGCAAUUCAGGCCAUCUAUAGACCAUAACUGUAGAUAGAUCGAGACACUCCCUUGCCUAUGGUCAUUGUCCAGGACAGAGUGUGUCAACCUGAAUGUCUGACAUGAAAACAUCUGGAAUGUACGCGCUUUAUGAUCAGUCGUGUUUGACAACGACAGACUUUGGGGUGGAAUCUGGCCAAAACGAGAGUUGGGUAAAACAAGCUUUCAGUUAAUGGAUCAACAUGGAGGCAUGUUGGAGCAACAGAAAGUUAAAAUUAUGAACAGGUCUAUGUCCCCAAUGGAACCCUAUUCCCUUUGUAGUGCACUACUUUAGACCAGGACCAAUUUGGGACACAGCCCAGGUCUUGGCA